This is a messenger RNA of Cladophialophora immunda, 1537 nucleotides long. RefSeq lists its product as uncharacterized. Lineage: Eukaryota; Fungi; Ascomycota; Eurotiomycetes; Chaetothyriales; Herpotrichiellaceae. The coding region runs from base 158 to 1351 and encodes 397 amino acids. The record is from RefSeq and is a predicted model, not a curated record. The transcript has 2 exons. Gene Ontology annotation, biological process: polyketide metabolic process.
GAAUUUGCUCAUAUCCAUACGUCAUAUUCGACGUGCACUGGGAUAGACCGGCCAAGUUUAAGAAGGUCAAUCACUGGCAUUCACUCUCGAUCUCUCGAUCUGAUUCUUUCAAUCUCCUCUCUCGUAGUCACUCUCACGCUGUGUACUCCCAAGCAACAUGGUCCGCGUAGAAAUCGGCGGCAGACCUAUCAUUGAUGUUGACACUCGUCCUGGAGAUGUCGGGCGGCUCAAGCAACAAAUCCGGCGUAGGAUGCGAGGAGGCGGCCGGAGCGUGCAUCUGAGCUGGACAACGACCACGCCUCGACUUGUCCUGACAAGUGACACUGAAGACUUUGAUCCGACAAUCAUAUCUCACUUCCAGGAAGAAGGGUUUCAGCUGAGCUAUCUUCAGUAUGCGGGAGACAAGGCGGGCUAUAUGGCACAGCUGCAACACUUACAAGACCCCUUAGAGCUAGGGGAGCGCUACGCCAUCGUAGCAUACGGCGACGCCGCAAGCCUGGUCCUGGAAGCCUGUAUGAAGCCCAUGCCCAAGCUUGUUGCCGUGGUCGCAUACUAUCCGGGACGGGUCCCCAGGUCUACCACCGAUUUCCCCCCGACCCUCAACGUGUUGAUCCACCUGGCGGCCUCGCAGAGAUGGGGCACACGGUUCCCGUCGUACCGCUACGAGAACACCCAGCCAGGUUUCGCCGAACACGACCUCGACGAGUUCGACAAGAUUGGGGCCUCGUUAGCCUGGUCGCGAACACUCGGGAUCCUUCGCUUGGGCUUCGACAUUGAAGGACCGGACAUCGAAACCAUCUGGGAGGCGCACACGCGACUCGAGUUUGGGGAAAAGGACGCCGACAAGACCAUGGCGACGAUGGUGCCCCAGCCGUACGUGAACCACGUGCCCACCAUGACGGGCGGGAUCGGCCACGACCAGCUCCGCCGAUUCUACGCCGAGUUCUUCAUCCCCAACAACCCGCCCGACAUGCGGAUCAGGCUGCUGAGCCGGACCGUGGGCGUGGACCGGGUGGUCGACGAAAUGUUCGUCUCGUUCACCCACACCACCGAGAUCCCCUGGAUGCUCCCCGGCGUGCCGCCCACGAACAAGAAGGUGGAAGUCGUGCUGGUCAGCGUGGUGUGCCUUCGUGGCGGCAAGCUCUUCCACGAGCACAUCCACUGGGACCAGGCGACCGUGCUCGUGCAGGUGGGACUGCUGGAUCCGAAGUACAUCCCGAAGACGUUCAAGACUGCAGAAGAAGGGCGGGAGGAAGAGGUCGAGAGGCUGCCUGUUUGGGGAAGGGAAGCCGCGCGGAAAGUCCUGGAUGAGGACAGUUCGCAGAGCAACGAGUUGAUUCCAGAUUGGUGAUGGAUUUUUACAGUAAGCCAGUGGACGGAGAUUCAGAAACAGUCAGUGCAAAGACCCCGAUGUAGUUUCAAAGCGACGAGAAUGGGGUUCGUUCAGUCGUUGUCUCUUUGGACCUGCUGGACCUGCGAAAUGGGUAUAGUAUGUAGUAAUGACAAGAGCCAAUCUCUCCCUCGAUGGCGCCAAAAC